Hevea brasiliensis (rubber tree) is the source of this 2337-nucleotide messenger RNA. RefSeq lists its product as uncharacterized. The record is from RefSeq and is a predicted model, not a curated record. Bases 548 to 1990 code for a protein of 480 amino acids. The transcript is spliced from 5 exons. NCBI's taxonomy places the organism in Eukaryota, Viridiplantae, Streptophyta, Magnoliopsida, Malpighiales, Euphorbiaceae.
CAACAUAAUUUAUCCGAAUGCAAGCGCUGGGGAACGGUGAGCGGUGCCAUUGUUGUUGUCUCUCUCCUUGUUGUCAGUUGGUUAGGGUUUUUCAUUGGCGCAUCAUUUCUGUGUUUUCGUGAGGUAGUUUAGGAAUUAAAGUGUCUUUAAAUUGAAUUUCCCCCCUCCUCUCGAAUCAUUUUUCGUUUUCCAAAAUUUGUUUUCUCGAAGCGCCGAAUUCAAGCCCUCACUUCUUCUCCAAUUCUUUAUAGAGAAACUCUGAGUUACCGAGGUCUGAAUGUAAAGUAAAGACCGGAGCUUCAUGGAAUCGUUUGAUUGAUUUAGUUAAAGAAUUCGAGAAUCAGACCCUCUUCUUUAUUUGGAAAUUUCUCUCUGGCACAGUUGAUUUUGGUUGUGUUUCCGAAAACUCGUUUCCUAUUUCCCUUCUCUUUGAAUUCGAUCUCUAUAUUAUCAGAUAGCUGAUCCAGAGGAAGUUGGAACUCUAAUCUCUCUUCCGAGUCUUCUUGGCGUGAGCGUGAUCAGUUGCCCAGCAACCCGUAAGCUUAGAAUGGAAUUUAUGGAAAUUGAUAAGGAAAGUAAUGGAAGUAUACCAAAGAUAAGGGAAAAUGGUUCCCAUCUAAGGCCAGUUGCACCUGAGGAGUCUGGUGAAGGUUUGCCAUAUGCUCCUGUGGAUUGGCCAAAACCUGGUGACAUUUGGAGUUGGAGAGUAGGAAGACGAGUUGCCUUUAAUGGCCAUUUCUUGGAUAGGUACUUGUACCUUCCACGCCGUCUUGGUCGUCUUGAGAAUACGCCAGGUAAGAAACGUGGAUUUGCAAGCAAGCUUUCAGUUGAACGCUAUAUCCGAUCAAAAUUCCCUGAUGCAAAUGUUGAAGAGUUUUUUGCUUCAUUCAGCUGGAGGAUACCUUCAAAGAUGGCGCCAACAAAUGGUAAUUUAGAGGGGCAAACUUGUUUACCUUUUGAAGAAACGGCUGAAAAUUCUGAGUCUGAUUCCCAGUCUGAUGGUGCAAGAUGUAAGGCUGGAAAUAAGAGGUGCAAUAGUCUCAUGGUACAAGUAGAAAAUCUAUCUAUAGCUGCCAUGCCUUGUGACAUUUGUUGCAGUGAACCUCAUUUCUGCCGUGAUUGUUGUUGUAUUUUGUGUUGCAAGACCAUAAAUGCAAAGUAUGGAGGCUACAGUUACAUAAAAUGUGAGGCUUUUGUCAGUGAGGGUUAUAUGUGUGGCCAUGUUGCUCACAUUGAUUGCGCUCUUCGGACAUACAUGGCUGGGACAGUUGGUGGAAGCAUUGGCCUAGAUGUUGAGUAUUACUGCCGCCGUUGUGAUGCAAAGAAAGAUUUGGUUCCACAUGUCAUGAGUCUUUUGCAAACCUGCAAAUCUGUUGAUUCUUGUGAAGAAGUAGAAAAAAUAUUAACUGUUGGCAUUUGCAUUUUACGUGGGUCCCAGAAAAGCAGAACAAAGGGACUGCUGAACCAAAUUGAAUCAGCCAUUGCAAAGCUUAAAUGCGGGACCAUUCUUGAGGAUAUAUGGAAAGCCAAAGAGGAUGUCUCAGCUAUUUCCACAGGUGUCUCUCCUGAUGUGAUGGUGGAAGUUACUAAUAAUCAAGAAUUAGACACUAUUAUAAAAUUGCCUGAUACUUUAUCUAUGUCUUCUGAUUACCGGGCUGAAGUUCUAAAACUGGAGGAUGAGAUUGAUAAGGCUCUCCAUGAACUACAAAAGUCUCAGGCAUCUGAAUACAAAAUUGCAGAGGAACAACUUUAUGCUCAAAAGGAGUAUCUUCAUAAUCUCUAUCAGCAACUUGAAAGGGAAAGGUCUGAAUGGAUAUGCGGCACGUCCAGUACCAACAAGGAGGUCUUGCUGAAUGCUGUCUUAAACAGGGUGGAUCAGAUAAAACAGGAAGUCGCUAAACUCAAGGAUAUGGAAGAAGUGGCCAAGGGAUUUGGAAGGACCUCCAAGAGGAUCCUGAGGGAACACUUUGGUUUGGAAAUUGAAGAAUAAAUUAAGAACUUUUGUUGAUAUUCAUCAAUUUUUGCCAUGGUUCUGCGAUCGCUGUGACCCAAUUAACUUCACAUCCGCUGAGUGUACAUAUUGCGGCGCGUGUUUGUGGAGUCAUAAGCAUCGGCUUAUACCGAUGGGUUUAGCGGUGCAGGGGAUGACAUCUGUUGUUGUAAGGAUAGUAAUUGGGUAAUUAAGCCAGUGUUAACAGUUUCUACUGGUUAAUGAAGUCCUAUACGUGAGAGCUUAUUGCGCAAUACGCUGUAUUUCCAUGUGCUAUUCAAUUGUGACCAGAAAACGUGUACACUAGUUGAUGGUUUUCUUUGAAUUAAGUGAUCUGCAUUGGAUUA